This is a messenger RNA of Ornithorhynchus anatinus (platypus), 2987 nucleotides long. It is a transcript of the gene GP1BA, whose product is annotated as glycoprotein Ib platelet subunit alpha. NCBI's taxonomy places the organism in Eukaryota, Metazoa, Chordata, Mammalia, Monotremata, Ornithorhynchidae. The transcript has 2 exons. Gene Ontology annotation, molecular function: protein binding. The coding region runs from base 339 to 2579 and encodes 746 amino acids. The record is from RefSeq and is a predicted model, not a curated record.
CCCCUGCAACCGAGUUGGCUCCCACAUGUCCCCUUCCCCUCAUAGCCCCCUCCAGGAUUAGGAGAAGCGGGUGAGAGAGGAGAUAAGGACCCGGCCUUCCGACCACGCUCCAGUCGCUUUGGGGCUCGGGACCUCUAUCAGCCUGGCAGCUUCGCCCACUGGCUUCCUGCCUCUGCCCCUGCCCCCACCGGGGGCCUGGGUGCUUGGCAGAGAGACGGCCGGAGUGGGGAGAAGCGACCGGGCUGCUGACACGGUGGGAACCGAUGAGGGAACUGAAGCCAAGAGAAGUGAAGUGAGCCUGAGGGGAGGGAACCCCUCUCCGUCAGCCCCCAGGCUCCAUGCCGCCCCAUCUCCUCUUCUUCCUCCUUAUGCUGCCCCUGCCCAUGAGGCCCCAGGAGUGCGGGGCCGUUUGCCUCAGCGAGAAGAUCCAUCACUCAGACAAGCUGGAAACCACCUGCCGGGGCCUGGGGCUCCGGGCCGUGCCCACCAACCUGCCCGCGGCCACGGGCAUCCUCGACUUGGCGGAAAACCAGUUGUCCCACGUCUCCACCGCCAGCCUCGCCCACCUGCAGCAGCUCACCCAACUCGACCUCUCCGGGAACGGUCUCCACACCCUGGACACUAAGUACCGGCUGCCCACCCUCCUGCAGCUCAACCUGGCCAACAAUUCCCUGGAGGCCCUACCUGCUCUGAGCGGCCUCCUCAACCUCACCGACCUCGACCUCUCCUUCAACUCCCUGCGGACCCUGCCCGAGGGGGCGUUCGCCGGCCUCGGCAACCUGGAGCGCCUGAACCUGGCGGUCAACAGGCUGCAGGGGCUCCCGGAAGGCCUCUUACGGCCCACGCCCAAGCUCAAGACGCUCGACCUUGCCCACAACCAGCUGGAGGCUCUUCCCGGACUCCUCCUGGAGUCCCUGAGGGACCUAGAGGACCUCAUGCUGCAGGAGAAUCGGCUCCGGUACCUGGUCAACGGCUUCUUCUCCAGCAAUAUUAUCCUGCCCUAUGUCUUCCUCCACGAUAACCCUUGGUACUGCGACUGCAACAUCUCCUACCUGGCCCGCUGGCUGCGGGACAACGAGGGAAACGUCUACCGGAAGGACAAAGGGAAAUUGGUCAGGGAGUCGCUCACGCCCAACGUGGACAGCGUGCAGUGUGCCGCCGGGGACCUGGUGCCCAAGGGUACGCCCGUCUACAGGUUCAAGGCCCACUGCCUGGUCGGGGGCGACACGGACUACGAUUUGGAUUACGGGGACGCAUACGAGGACUCGGCCAAGGACUCCACCAUGAUCACAUCCCGGGCCGAGUUGCGGUCAGGGACCUCGUGGCUUUGGAUGUCCCCAGUCCCGUCUACACCCGUCAUUGGGUCGUCCUCCGUGGAAAACGCUGGGGUCCGGAUGAUCACGGAAGUCGCCACGGUACCAGCCAAAGUUCCGUUAACCAUGGGAUCCAGCGUGGUCCCGAUAAGCCCGAAGAGUGCCGGGGUCCUCGCAGCUACGGAAACCACCACGGAAUCCGCCCUGUCGAUCACGCGAGUCACUCUGGUCUCAGCGGUCACGGGAUCCACCAUGGAGCCCAGCGGGGCCCCGACCACCACGGAAGCCAACGUCAUUACCAUCAACACCACCAUCCUGGCCCCUGACACCACCCUCACCACCGUGGCCCUCCAAUCCACCACCGUGGGCUCUGCCACCCUGGUGCCAGCCGCUUUCCCGAACACCUCAGAGCCCACCCCUUCCCCAACUUCCCAACCACUUACAACGUCCUCCUCCAUCACGAAACCCAGCCCCAUGGCUCCAUCGACCCCACGAUCCACCAUCAAAAACUCUACCACCGUAGCACCCGUCACUUUGCUGAUCACCUCAGGGCCUCCCUCUUCUUCAACCUCCUCACAAUUCAUAGCGGCCCCCCCCACCACAAAACCCCCCACGUCCCCGGGCACCAUGGAACCCAGUCCAAACCCUACGCUCUCCACCUCCAGCCCGCACCCCCAACCUCAGACCACGUCGCCCCAAGUCUCCUCCCCAAAGGUCACCCCCACCCCUCCCACCUCUGCCCCUCCCGGGACCAGUGAAGUGAUCCCUUUCCCGACCUCUUCUGAGUUUCAUUUCUAUGAGGUGAUGGCACUGGAAAGAAAGAGGCAGGGCCCAGGCUCCCCCCUUUUGGUGUCCUGUUGCCUCUUCUCCCUGGUAUUGUACCUCCUGGGGGUGGCAUUAAUCCUGGGCUCCCUGGUUGCCCUGGCACUGACCGUGGCCCGCACCCAUCCGCCUCCGCUCAUGAGCCCACCAUCCACGCCCCACCUGUUGCGGUCCCGGCCAUCCAGCGAGGGGGCCCCGUCCCCACCCACCUUCCGGGCCGGCGUCCUCCUGCCACUGGGCAAGUGGGUGACCGUGCCCCGGGCCUGGUUCCUCCAGCUCCUGGCCCCGCUGCCGACCUUCAGGUCCAGCCUCUUCCUCUGGUUCCGCGGGGGCGUAUGGGUGGUGCCCCGCCCAUUGGGCAGGAGGCCUUCGGUGCUCAGCGUGGAUCGUGGCUCGGAUCUCCUUGGGGGGGUCAAGAUCAAGUAUGCCAAUCACAGCCUGUGAGGACCACACCGCCAUCCCCCACCGUCCCCUGACACACACGCUCCCCCAACCCCACCCUGCUUGCCCACCCCAACUCCAUCUCAGCCCAGGGGGUGGAAAGGGGCCGGGCCCAACGGAAACCAUAGAAAUGGGGUACCGGCGAGCCCCGGAUCUCGAGCCCGGAAUGCCCAGCUGCUGAACCCUGCUUUUUAUCCCUGCUUCCCUGCCUCCCAGAAUCCCCCUACAGGUGCCUGGAAGCUUGGGAAUUUGGCCAAACUGGUUAACUAAACUUGGUCAUCUCCUUUGGCCCAAUAUGAAACUUGGCCUGACCUCUCCACGCCUCUCCCACACCCAGGGUCGGGACGGAGAGCGGUCAGCCUCUGGAAGAGUUGGAAUGGGAAUAAAAUAAACGGAAAUUCUGUCCCUGUC